CGAUAUCUUCCUCUCCCGUAGGGCAAGGGCGGUGGGGCGAUCCGUCGGCGGCGUCGGUGGUGGUGGAGGAGGAUGGCCGACGUGCAGGGAGACAAGGAGGCAGGCCUGGAGGACGACGAUUUUCCCGACGACGGGCCUUUGGUGCCGGAGGAUCCAGGUGAAGGAGGAGAACCCCGCAGCGGAGGCGACGAGGAAGAGGAGGACGACGUCGACGGCCUCGCCAGCUUCCUCGAGUCGGAGAUCCUCUCCGGAUCCAACGACGAGGAUCCUAUUGAUCAGGAGCAGCGGAAGCAGGAGGAGGACGGUGGUGCCGCGAAGAAUAAGCGGAAGCAGGGCUCGGGAUCGGACGGGCAUGGCUGCAGCGGCAGCGGCAGUGAGGGGGAGCAGACCAAGAGGGCGAGGAGGGAGGAGAUGAGGAGGCAGGCGAAAGGGAAGGCCGUGGCGCCUCAGAUCGACACGGGCAUGUUCAGCAACAUCCCCCCUGAGCUGUUCCUGCAGAUCUUCAAGUUCCUCUCCUCCGAGGACCUCAUCUCCUGCGCUCUGGUCUGCCGCUUCAUGAACGCUGCUGCGUCCGAUGAGACCCUCUGGCGCCGCUUGUACUGCAUGAGGUGGGGACUGGCAUCCAAUGCCAAAUUCAGGGAGUGCGCUUGGAAGAACCUCUACAUACAGAGAGAUAGAGAGGAUAUGGUUGAAUUUGUGAGGAAUACCCCUACAGAGUUCAAGGAGUACUAUAUUCAGAUGCAGGCUGCAAAAAGGAGUCAAACUCCCCAUCCGUCAGAAGUCAACGACGACAAGGUUAUGCUUGAUAAGACAGUAGCUGAUCAAGUAUCUAGUUGGAAAAACAGCCGGGGGCUUACUGAUGAAGCUGUCAAGGGGCACUCUUGUUCUGGAAAUACAUGCUCGUACACCCAGAUUGGCGAUGCUUACAUUUGUGAGAAGACUGGUCGUGUCCAUGUUUGUGAUGACGCUUGUCGUGAAUUUGUCUUGGACCAAUCUAGUGGGCUGCUUCUUUGUACAAUAUCUGGCCACUGCUUUGAGAGGUGGCUGUGUCCUGAUGAUGAAUGGGAAGCUGAUGAUAAUUUUCAGGAUCUGCAACAAGCUGGUGUAGUGGAUGAAGCAGAGCCAUUCAUGGGAUCUGGACGCUACGCGCGAGCAAUUAUGUUGGGUUACAACUGCACCGAUGAGAAGGAACUUGAGGAUGCCUUGGGUCUCUGUUGAUGUGUUUCUGUCGAUAUGUCCUUCACUCUUGCUACAUGAUCGAGUUUCUACUUGUGAAGAUGAAACAAGCAGAAUGCAGGAUGUAUAGCCCUGUGCUAUGUUUUACCAUAUUUCACCCUCCAGGAUGUACCUAAGAAUAGAACUUACUUUUGAGGUAGAUCGCUGAUAUGUUUUGAUCAGCUGAGGGAGUUUGUUAUGUUGUCGUAUGGUUUCCUAAAUUAUCGAGAUGUAUGCCUGUAAUAAAAUGCUUUUUUACAUAAUGAGUUUUUUUUGUUUGUAUGAUAUGAUACGAUGUUGGCACUUCGGUAGAUGCAUGUAAUAAAAGUGCUAAGAUGUAGCAUGCGGAGCACCAAAGGCUUCAUUUUGCAGGUCA
Messenger RNA from Sorghum bicolor (sorghum), 1591 nucleotides. RefSeq names its product F-box protein SKIP31. Gene Ontology annotation, molecular function: protein binding. The record is from RefSeq and is a predicted model, not a curated record. The coding region runs from base 73 to 1218 and encodes 381 amino acids. NCBI's taxonomy places the organism in Eukaryota, Viridiplantae, Streptophyta, Magnoliopsida, Poales, Poaceae. The transcript has 8 exons.